This is a messenger RNA of Ceratosolen solmsi marchali, 1260 nucleotides long. RefSeq names its product tRNA-guanine transglycosylase (gene Tgt). NCBI's taxonomy places the organism in Eukaryota, Metazoa, Arthropoda, Insecta, Hymenoptera, Agaonidae. Gene Ontology annotation, molecular function: tRNA-guanosine(34) queuine transglycosylase activity. Gene Ontology annotation, cellular component: cytosol. The coding region runs from base 27 to 1217 and encodes 396 amino acids. The transcript has 7 exons. The record is from RefSeq and is a predicted model, not a curated record.
UUUUAUACAAAUAUUUUUAGAAAAACAUGGCAGAUAAUUUAAAUAAAUUUUCAUUUACUUUCAAUAUCAGUGUGCAAUGCCCAAUAACAAAGGCUAGAACUGGAUAUAUACAAGUUGUACAUUAUGAUGUUGAAACUCCAGUUUUUAUGCCUGUCGGUACGCAGGGAUCAUUAAAAGGAUUGCUUCCACAACAAUUAGAACAGUUAGGUUGUCAAAUUAUUUUAGGAAAUACAUAUCAUCUUGGAAAUCGACCGGGUUCUGAAAUUCUCGAUAAAGCAGGUGGGCUACACAAAUUUAUGAAUUGGAAUAGAGCUUUAUUAACAGAUUCUGGUGGAUUUCAAAUGGUGUCAUUAUUAAAACUUGCCAAAAUUACAGAAGAAGGAGUAGAAUUUAGUAGUCCUUUUGAUGGUUCAAAAUGUUUAUUAACACCAGAAAGAUCUAUUCAAAUACAAAAUUCAAUUGGUGCUGAUAUUAUAAUGCAGUUAGAUGAUGUUGUUCAUAGUUUGACUGAAAAACCAAGGGUAGAAGAAGCAAUGUAUAGAACGACUAGAUGGUUAGAUAGGUGCCUGAUAGCUCAUACAAAACCAAACACACAAAGUAUUUUUCCAAUCGUUCAAGGUGGUUUAGAUCCAAUUUUAAGAACAGAAUCUGUUGAACAAUUAAAACAGCGUAAGGUUAAUGGCUAUGCAAUUGGUGGACUUAGUGGAGGAGAAAGUAAAGAAGAUUUUUGGAAAAUGGUUCAUCUUACAACUGAUAUUCUUCCCAAGGACAAACCAAGAUAUUUAAUGGGAGUUGGUAUUGCUGUAGAUUUAGUUGUAUGCACUGCAUUAGGAGUUGAUAUGUACGAUUGUGUUUUUCCUUCUAGAACUGCAAGAUUUGGAUGUGCAUUAAUACAUACUGGACAAUUAAAUCUAAAGCAAAGUAGAUAUAGUACAGAUAAACGACCUAUAGAUGAAACAUGUACUUGUACUACUUGUAAAACUUAUAAUCGAUCCUAUAUUCAUCAAAUUGUUACUGUUGAAACUACAGCUUGUCAUAUAUUAACUGUUCAUAAUAUUGCAUUUCAAAUGAGACUCAUGAAAGAAAUCCGUCAAAGUAUUACAGAACAGAGAUAUCCCAAGUAUGUUCAAGAUUAUAUGUUGAAAGUUUAUCCUAACAAAGAUUAUCCAAAAUGGAUUGUUAAUGCUUUGAGAGCAGUAAAUAUUAUAUUACUAUAACUUAUAAAUUAAAUAUAUUUAUAAAAAUUUUAUCUGUAAAUUA